CUUGGCAGUGUCCUUCUGAAACAAAAGAAAUUCCUCUACAACUUCAAGAACUUGCGCUGGGCCAAAGGCCGUCACGAAACAUACCUUUGCUAUGUGGUCAAACGGCGGAACAGUGCAACAUCCUGCUCCCUGGACUUUGGAUAUCUGCGCAAUAAGUCGGGUUGCCACGUUGAAGUUCUCUUCCUGCGUUACAUCGCUACCUGGGACCUGGAUCCAAGGCACUGCUAUCGGAUCACUUGGUUCACCUCAUGGAGUCCGUGCUAUGAUUGCGCACGGCAUGUGGCCGACUUCUUGUAUGCCUACCCUAACCUAACCCUGCGCAUCUUUGCUGCCCGCCUGUACUUCUGUGAGGAACGGAAUGCCGAACCUGAGGGGCUGCGUCGCCUCCACCGGGCAGGAGCUCAGAUUGCCAUCAUGACCUUCAAAGAUUACUUUUACUGCUGGAACACCUUUGUAGAGAACCGCAAGAAGACCUUCAAAGCUUGGGAAGGGCUUCAUGAAAAUUCUGUGCGUCUAACCAGAAGGCUCCGCCGUAUCCUUUUGCCACUUUAUGAGGUUGAUGACUUGCGAGAUGCCUUCCGAAUCCUUGGACUCUGAAAUGCUAAGGCAGUGGGCAAAGGGGAGGGGAAAUGGCAUUUCAGCAACAUUCCAGGAAGAAUAGUCUUGAAAUAUUCAACUCCAUGUCCCAGUUUUCCCUUCUCUGCUUUUCAUGAACACCUGCAUCCUGAGAAAAUGUCGGAAUAAAUGAGGAAGACAUUCUGAGGCUACCUUCAUGUGCACACUGGGGCUGUGCUCUGUUCUUUGUUGGGAGAAGGCAGAGACAGGCUUUCCAAGCCACAAGACCCUAUUGAUCGUUGCUUUUACUGGGGACAGCUAGACAAAUGAACAUCUUACAGAGAUGGCACUUAGAGCUCGAGAGGCUUUAGCCAAACCACUUAGCAACUUCAUCAAUUUGGAGUUCAAAACCUUAGACCCAGCUUAAAUUGUCAAAAUGUUCAGCAUCUACAGAAAGCACUAACGUCAUUUGGAACAAAAGAUAAAAUACGAACCAUAAUGCCUCAUACUUAGCAGCACACAGAACCUGUUAAGCAUCUUGCCACACAUGUUUUCAGCAGACACACACACUGGCACAGAAUGGACUUGGAAACUAUGAUGCGGUCAUUAUACCCCACAAGCACUGUGUUGAUAUGCGAUCAAUUCAU
This is a messenger RNA of Podarcis raffonei (Aeolian wall lizard), 1202 nucleotides long. It is a transcript of the gene AICDA, whose product is annotated as activation induced cytidine deaminase. The annotation marks the transcript as partial. Gene Ontology annotation, cellular component: nucleus; P-body; cytoplasm. The transcript has 4 exons. Gene Ontology annotation, biological process: cytidine to uridine editing; DNA cytosine deamination; negative regulation of single stranded viral RNA replication via double stranded DNA intermediate. Lineage: Eukaryota; Metazoa; Chordata; Lepidosauria; Squamata; Lacertidae. The record is from RefSeq and is a predicted model, not a curated record. Gene Ontology annotation, molecular function: cytidine deaminase activity; zinc ion binding; RNA binding.